AAAAUCCAGACAAUCCAAAUAACAACCGACCCGGUACUGUGUAAUGGGUCGACCUUAUUUCCCCUAUAAAUAACAACAGCAGGGCUAGGGAUCCGAUCUUUUCGGUUCAAUCGUUCGAGAGAAAACGCUCAUACCCAGAUAUUGUGAGGGAUAUUUAUAAAACAUGACAACUGCAGCUCGACCCACAUGGGCACCUGCAAAAGGUGGUAAUGAACAAGGUGGUACUCGAAUUUUUGGCCCCUCGCAAAAGUACUCUUCAAGGGAUAUUGCAUCUCACACAACUCUGAAACCCAGAAAGGAGGGGCAAGACACCCAUGAUGAAUUGCAGAAGAGGAAUCUCCGUGAGGAGUUGGAGGACCGGGAGAGGAGGCAUUUCUCGUCAAAGGAUAAGUCCUAUAUUGAUGAUAGAGAUCGUAGAAAAGGAGGCCACCUUCUACUGGAAGGGUCAAGGAGGGAUGCUGAAGAUCGUCUCAUUCCACGCAAUGUAGAUGCUGACGAUGCCGAUGUGGAAGUUAAAAAUGAUGAUGAAAG
Camellia sinensis is the source of this 531-nucleotide messenger RNA. NCBI's taxonomy places the organism in Eukaryota, Viridiplantae, Streptophyta, Magnoliopsida, Ericales, Theaceae. The record is from RefSeq and is a predicted model, not a curated record.